Molecule: messenger RNA, 13690 nt
Organism: Cricetulus griseus (Chinese hamster)
Lineage: Eukaryota; Metazoa; Chordata; Mammalia; Rodentia; Cricetidae
Source: RefSeq, a predicted model, not a curated record
GUACAUAACAAUUAUCUUCCCUUUACAGAUGAGAAAAUUGACCAGAUUUGUGCCCCAUCCCUGAUCCCAGAGGCAAUGAGUGAUCUCUCUGCUGCAUAAGCUGUCCUUAACCUUUCUCUUAAGUCAGACAAUCUGCUUCCUCUUGAUUGAGAGCAUUCCAAACUGUGGUCCCCCUGGGCUCUCUUCACUUUGCUGUGGUGCAGAAGAUUUAAAAUCAGCUGAUGUUCACAAGGAAUAGAGUCACGUGAUGUAUGAAGGGAAACAUAUACACUUCUCUGAGGUUGACAAUAAGCCCUUGUGCUCAUAUAGCCCCAAACUGUGCAAGCAGCGGCGACUCAACGGCUACGCUUUCUGUAUCAGACACGUUCUGGAAGACAAGACUGCCCCCUUCAAGCAAUGUGAAUAUGUGGCCAAGUAUAACAGCCAGCGCUGCACCAACCCCAUUCCCAAAUCAGAGGAUCGUAGGUACUGCAACAGCCACCUGCAGGUACUCGGCUUUAUCCCGAAAAAAGAGAGGAAGAAAAAGAAUGAUCCGGUAGAUGAGGUGAAGGGCAGGCACCAGAUGGAUGCCGUGGCGUUUAGCCUGACGGUGCCCACGCUGGCCUUGAAGAUGCCCAAUGGACUGGAUAGCAUGUCCCUCUCUCCACCUGGGGCAAGGGUCCCUCUCCACUACCUGGAAACUGAGUUGGAAGACCCCUUUGCUUUCAACGAGGAAGAUGAUGACCUAAAGAAAGGGGCAACCGUGAGAAAGAAGUUGCAGAGCAAGUUGGCUCAGAACCGGCAGCGCCAGAGAGAGACAGAGAUUUUAAAAGUACGGCAAGAGCACUUUAGUACCCCUCCCACGCCUCCACAGCAGCACGCCCACCUGUCACCUCUAUCCACUUCUUUAAAACCUCCAGCGCCACUGCAGGGUUCAGUCUGCAAGUCACCUCAACCUCAGAACACCAGCCUACCAAUGCAGGGAGUGGCCCCCACCACACACUCUAUAGCACAAACAAGGCAGGCCCCUCACAAGAGGCCUCUGCCCCUCCUUCCAUCCAGUCGGGCUCCCAUCUCAGACGCCCCUAGGACUGACCGAGUCCUCAUGAAAGCCACCGCCUUCUCUCCACACUUCUCCUGUAUAAGCCGACUGCAGAGACUGGUGAAACUGUGUACCCAAAAGCAUCAGCUGGACGCGGACCUGUUCCCUCACUUAGGGUUGGACUGGUCUGAAGAGAGCGGAGAAGAGCCGGAGGACUCAGAUCAGGCUUCGCCAUAUCAGGUUGCCUGGUCCAUCCGAGAAACCCUCAGAUAUGAAAGACACAUGUCGGAUGACGAUGACAUGGAGAGUAGGAGCUCCAGGGUGACCCAACUUUGCACUUACUUUCAGCAGAAAUACAAGCACCUCUGCCGCCUGGAGCGGGCAGAGUCUCGACAAAAGAAAUGCCGGCAUACUUUUAGGAAAGCGCUGCUGCAGGCAGCCAGUAAAGAGCCCGAAUGCACUGGCCAGUUGAUACAAGAACUGCGGAGAGCUGCGUGCAGCCGAGCCAGCUUCAGCCAGACCAAGUUGAAGGAGGUGGAGCCAGCAGCGUGCAGCGGAACAGUGAAGGGUGAACAGUGCUCUAACCAGGCCCUUCCCUUCACCAGACAUUGUUUCCAGCACAUCCUGUUGAACCGCUCUCAGCAGCUGUUCUCCAGCUGCACUGCCAAGUUUGCAGAUGGACAGCAGUGCUCUGUGCCAGUGUUUGACAUCACACACCAGACACCCCUGUGUGAAGAACAUGCCAAAAAAAUGGAUAAUUUCUUGAGAGGAGAUAACUCCCGUAAAGUUCAGCACCAGCAACAGAGGAAACCUAGGAAAAAAACGAAGCCCCCUGCACUUACCAAAAAACACAAGAAAAAGAGAAGGCGUGGACCUCGACGACCCCAGAAACCAAUUCCCCCUGCAGUGCCCCAAGGGAACCUCAGCAUGCCCACCAGCGUCUCACUGCCAGUGGAGGCCUCGCAGAUCCGUAGCCCUUCUACGCCAGAGCUGAGUGCCGAUGAGUUGCCGGAUGACAUUGCCAACGAGAUCAGUGACAUUCCGCAUGACUUAGAAUUGAACCAUGAAGACUUUGCGGAUGUCCUGCCACGACUGCCUGAUGACUUACAAGAUUUUGAUUUUUUUGAAGGAAAGAAUGGAGACCUCCUCCCGACCACCGAAGAAGCCGAGGAGCUUGAGCGGGCCUUGCAAGCUGUAACUUCUCUCGAGUGCCUGAGUACAAUUGGGGUACUUACCCAGUCAGAUGGUGUGCCAGUUCAGGGGUUGUCAGAUAGAGGAAUGGGGGUGUUCUCGGCGGGUACUGAUGCAUCGGGAAUCCAGUCCUUGAGCCGAGAAGUAAACACGGACCUAGGGGAGCUACUGAAUGGACGUAUAGUACACGAUAGCUUUUCCAGUCUGGAGCUGGACGAGAACCUCCUCCGUUCUGCUACCCUGUCUAACCCACCCACACCCCUGGCAGGGCAGAUCCAGGGGCAGUUCUCUGCCCCAGCCAGCGUUGGCCUUACUUCUGCCACUCUGCUCAGCCAGAGUGCACUUGGGGAGAGAGCCUUCCCAGGACAGUUUCAUGGACUUCAUGAUGGCAGCCAUGCCUCCCAGAGGCCACAUCCUGCCCAGCUGCUGAGCAAGGCAGAUGACCUAAUCACCUCACGACAGCAAUACAGCAGUGAUCAUUCACACUCCUCACCCCAUGGAAGCCAUUAUGAUAGCGAGCAUGUGCCGUCGCCCUACAGUGACCAUAUCACCUCUCCCCACACAUCUUACUCUGGUGAUAAUAUGGCAGCUACCUUUUCAGCAGAGAUGCCCAUCAUGGCACAGCACUUGCUCCCCACCCAGCUUGAGGUGCCACUUGGAGGAGUGGUCAACCCCAGAACUCACUGGGGGAAUCUCCCCGUCAACCUUGGCGAUCCCUCUGCAUUUAGCAACCUCCUCGGCGCGGAUGGACACCUUCUUUCCACUUCCCUCUCCACGCCACCCACCACGUCCAACUCAGAGACCACACAGCCUGCCUUCGCCACCGUUACCCCAAGCAGUUCCAGUGUGCUUCCGGGGUUACCACAGACCAGCUUCAGUGGCAUGGGGCCUUCCGCUGAACUAAUGGCCUCCACCUCUCCCAAGCAGCAACUCCCGCAGUUCAGCGCAGCCUUCGGCCACCAGCUGAGUUCUCACAGUGGCAUUCCUAAGGACCUGCAGCCCAGCCACAGCUCGAUAGCCCCUCCUACAGGCUUCACAGUAACAGGUGCCACGGCUACAAGUACCAAUAAUGCAUCUCCCCCUUUUCCCACCCCCAACUGAGCGAGUCUGUGUGCUUGCAGGCAGGUGGAACCUGGUGUUUUCUAUCUUUGUUUCCUCUUUUGCACCCUUUUCCUCUUUUCCUACAGAAGAUUUAAAAGUAACAGCGGGGAUUAGCGGGACUCCCCCUUCCCAGUCAACAAGUGGCCGUGGAGUGGACCUUGCGUCAGUGUUCACAUGUGCUCCUCAGCACUGGUGCUCUUUCCUUCCUGGCGGGUCCUCUCGGCCUGGCGGUUUUCUCUGGUGGCUCAGCACAGUGACUGGAUAGGAUUGAUUUUUUUUUUUCAGCAAGUCCUAGAAGUGGAAGAUACCUCAGAUUACCAGUGCCCUUUACUAUUUCCUAGUGUUCAGAUCAAUGAUUUCCAUUCUCUAGCCAGGUUUUUACAUAGGUUGUUCUAGAUAGAGUGGUCCUAUUGAGAUCCUGUGUAGCAGAUGGUGUGUGGAGGCAAAUCAAAGCUCUGACGUAGCACCACCUGCCAAACACCGUGGUGAGGCCUGGAUGCCAUUCCUAAUUGUGAUGUGGUUAACUGAAAAGAAAAUCGUCUCUUGACUGCCUGUGAAUGCGUGUUCACCCCUGUGUGUGUUUCGUAGCUGUCAUGGUUUCGCUUUGUUUUGUUUUCUCCCAGAAAAAGGCUCUUUUUCGCUCCUUCCGCCUCAUACCUAGCAAGGUUGGUCCUUCUUUCUUGCUGAGUUGACUAAAGCAUCCUGAAUAGGGAGGGGGUGUUUUGCUAGUGAUAGCACAGCCCUUUCUUGCUAGAGAUUAGCCUAUGAAGAAAGGAGCCACAAAAGGCUGAAUUCACAUCAGUUACAGGGAGUGUCAUGGCAACUAAUCUCAAGUGGCCACAGGGCUGCUCAGGGUUAGGGUCUCACAGUCACUAUACCUUUUCCAUGUGUAUUUGUUUCAAAAUCCCUCACUCAUGGAACACAUUUGCAAAUUGUAAUUAAAGAAAAUAUUUUGAUGUGAAAAAGCAGGCUAGACCAGAUAGGUUUGAAAGAUGACAUCUGUGACCUGCUUGGUCUGUCAUUUGCUCCUAGUUUUUAAAUGUUUACAGUUGUGAUUCUUUGGUGAGACUUGUGAACUGUUGAGGACACGUGCUGAAGCCGUGUACCAGUUGUGAAGUGAUGUGUAAUAUCGGAAGGACACACAUUUUAAAGUUUCUUUCAAAGCAGAAUAUGGACAUUAGACACAAUUUUGACUUACCUUAGGUGCUUUUAAAAUAAUUUAAGUACUUAAGGUGCAGUAAAUUUGGAAAUUCUUUUAAAGUACCAAGGUUUUAGGGUAAAAAUUGUAUUGGUUAGUGCAGUAAGUUGGUGACUAUGAAGUGAUGUGUGAGGUUUCUUCUUGCCUGCCUUCCCUCCAGAGAAGGGCGGAGCUUCACUGUCUACUCUUGUCUGCUGAGGUUUCACUGUCCCUUUGGAUACCAUUGGGUAUUCACACCUGAGUUCAAUCUAAUUUGCAUAUGUAUAUUAAAAAAAUAAGACAACAUAUCUAUUAAUGAUGUGGUACAGUAAGUCUUUUGUCAGGGACUGUUUGAUCAUAAUUCCUUCCUAACAAGUAAAAGUCAGAACAUCUUUUCCUCCUUGUUAUGUGUGUUUUCUUCAUGCCAUGCUAGUUCUAGCCAGUCCCUUCUGUUGCAGGCUUUGCUUUCUCUAUCUUGUGACGGAAUCGUGGUGAUGGGCAGGCAUUAUGCAGAUACCAUGUGCCUGAGCUUCUGGAGGGAAAGUCACAAAAUCAUGAUAUGCCCUAAUUUGUAUUUAUUGAAUUGAGGGAGGGCAAAAUAUGUUUGUAAUAUAUUUACUUUUUUUUAAAAUCAUGUUAAUUAAUUGGAACAUUUAUUUUAAUAGCAUUGCCAUUUUUGCAGAUUGAGAAAUUUCUAAAUUAUAAAUUAUGUCACAAAGCAAAAUUAUAUUUGGUAUCACCAUGAACUUCUCUCCUGAAUAGUGAGAAACAGCUUUCUGACUAUUUCUCACCUGUGAAUUUAUAUCAGUAGCUUUUUUCAUGUCAGUGCACUGUAAUGAAAUGAUAAUGUGUGGUUACUUCACCUCAAAAGUAUCAUUUUGUUUGCUAAGCUGUUUUCAAAUCCCAUCAUAAUAAUCACCAGAUGACUGUGUACUCCCAGAAAAUUUAUUUUGUCUCCAUUGUGUAUCAAUUGAAGAUUGAAGCAGAGCAGCCCUGGACUUCCUUAUCAAGCUCUCAUUUUGACAGUGAAAGUCAUGGGUAGUCAAUUUGGACUGUUACUGCCUUUUUGUCCCUACAUUAGCUGCUGAAAAUUCUUUAGUUGUCAAAACUGAGUUUGCAGUUGGUUGCACCUUUUUAUUGUUUGCAGUUUUCUGUUUUAUGUGCAUUUAAAAGCCCUUCUUUGCUUUUGAGUAAGAAGGCAUGAAGUGAUCAGGAAUGUUGCCGGUUAUAGCUUCACACCAAAAAUAUUGAGUAAACUUGCUUUUGUGUAGAUGCCCAUGACAAUAGCUGAAGAGAGGGCAGUACUGGUAUAGGACCGGAUAAUUAGCAGAAAGUACACUUUCUUCUAUUUCAGAACUAACAUCCAAGCCUAUAGCUUGCUUUUCUUGUGAGUCCCCUGUUGGAAGAAUAUCUAUCUAUAAGCCCAGAGGUAUCCACUUCUAGUUUCUCUUCUAGUUAUUGAAGCAGUUCUAGUCGCUUAAUAGUAGGUGGGGUAUUAAUAUGCAAAGAAAAAUUAAGCAGCUUUUACAUAGCACUUGUGUUAAUGUAAGGCAAUACUGGAAUCAAAAACAAACCUUACACAAGGUCCUAAUGGGGUAGAUAGAUGCUAGCUUUUGUUAUAGUGUUCAGUACAUAAGAAACAGUGACAGUGAAGGCUCCCUCUGUCUCUGCAGUUCUCUGGGACCAUUUCUAAAGGCCAGUUAGAUUGUGUUACUGUGAUUUAAUUUUUGAAGUUGCUGCAGAUAAUGAAUGCAUUGCAUUCUGUGCUCUGAGAAUCUGAUAGUCAGCAACUGUAAUCUCUGGUAUCUGAAGGGAAGAUGGGCUUUCUCUCCUUUGAUUGUUAAUGUUAUUUUAGUAAAGUACUCAAGACAUUGUUUGUUUCUUCUGUAAAAAUGCCUUAGCAAUUUCCACACCUUGGUAGGUUACACAGCUAGGCAGCAAUUGAGGAUAGUAAAUAGCAGUUACAGGUAGACCACCAAGUGACAAAGAUUAUGCAAUGGAAAAAUUAUGUGGUUAUCAUCGCAUAGCUGAUAAGCAAAGGUUGCUUUCUCUAGUGAGCCUACCGUGUGAAGUAUUCCUGCUUCAUAAAUGACAGCAAUUCCAUGUUGGCAGGCAAUGUGGUGUGUCUAGUGCCCCUCCGUGAGAAGAUUAUGCUUUAAUGAGAAUCAUAUAGUCAUUGGAGAUGGAGUUGGAAAGUGAUCGUUUUAGAUUCCUUAAAGUUGAUGUUACCAUCUUUAGUGGUGUAAGGCUAGGGACAGCUAAUACUUUAUCUUUGCCAAAUAACUAUUUAUAAGAUUAAUCUUUUCAAGUAAACCAGACUCUCACCUGAAGGUUAUGGAUUCUCCCCUCUUGUGAGUCACACUAAAACUUUUCCAAAGCUCAUUGUUAGUCCAUGCUCACAAUCCACACAGCAGAGUCAGUUCUUUGUUUAGGAAGGAAACCAUGUCUGCUCUCUAGGCAUCCUGGGCAUACAGUUUCUUUUACACGAAAGAACCUAGAUUUCUUUCUGUUGGCCUGUUGCAUAGUGUGUUAUAAACUGGCAUUAGAAUUGAAUCACACAGAGGUGAAGCCCUUACUGUGUGUUCCUUGAAUCUGACCUGCAGUCUUCCCUGCGCCUUGGCAUCCUGGCCAGCAGUGGGUGGGCUGGCUUCAUCUGCAGCACCUCUUUGAAGCCACUGCCUCCCUCUAGCUGAGUUCCGAGCAUGGUUAUGCAUUGUUUUGACAUUGCAGAGUGUGAGGAUAUUAACACUAAACUAUUUCAUAGGUUUGGAAUUCAUUGGAAUUUUAAAAGUAUUUACUUUUUUAGGCUCUCCAUCUUUUCUUCUUAGACUUAAAAAGAUAAAUUCUAUUCUGUAGCUGACAUGUGUAGAAUAAUCUAAGAGUGGUUUGUUGAAUGGUCAAGUACAACUCUGGAAGUAUAAUGAAGAAGUUUGGAAACACCUUUGAGUUCAGUUGGAGUGAAUCCUCUUUUGUAUCUCUUUCAUUACUGCUCCCACACUGUUGUAAAGGUUUCUUCCUGUCAAAAUUAUUUCAUGGGGAAAGUCACUUAUGAAAAGUUAUUCAUUUUUUCCCCUCUCAAUAACUUGAAAAAUAACCAAACCCUCCCUCUAAUCUAGUAGAAAAGAAAUAAUGAUUGCUUAAUAGUUUUGGCUUCAUUAAGCGUCCCCAUAUUAUUUUAUUCUGGCGGGAACCAAAAAUCACACUUUAAUUAAAGGAAUAUUUUAAACGCUGUCUUUCACAAUGUGUAUAAUACGGUCUCUGUGAAGAGCACAGAUGGAGAUCUGUUAAGCAAUCCCCCUGGCCAGCGAGUUAAGAGCUGAACUUCUGGUUGUUAGUCAUGGCUCUUCCAACAGCCAGUGUCAUUAACGCUGCAGUUGUGGGUUAGGGUUAGGGAGCCACUUGUUUUCACUUGGAUCGUUUGUCUUGGUUAGUUUUCCCCUCUACACUGUGAUAAGGAGCAAGUAAAAUAGAUGUGGCAUUUCAGAGAGAAGACGUGUCGUGACUUUAUUUACCCGUGUUCCAGAGCAUCAGUAAUGUGUUGAGUGGCUAGAAGAACAGAUCCAAGAUGAUCUUUGACUGAUCUGAAGUUUGUGUGAAGAGCAGUCUUCUAAGACAAAAGCUGGUUGUAAGGCCAGUGGGACAGCAUGUUUUCUUUCCUUCCUUCCUUCCUUCCUUCCUUCCUUCCUUCCUUCCUUCCUUCCUUCCUUCCUUCCUUCCUUCCUUCCUUCCCUCCUCUGCCUGUUUUGCACGCUCAUCCCCGGUGCUGCAGUGUGCGCAUGCACACACGUGAGCCGCACUCAUCUUGGCCCAAGAGUGGUAUAAUCUUUUUUCAUUGGUUUUUGUUGUUGUUCUUAUGUGUUUGUUUGUUUGUUUGCUUUUUAAGCUGGGGACCACUGACCUAAGCUCUAUAUGCACCCCAAGUUCCCCAUGGAAAACGUUUCAACACGCAGGGCAGAAGGCACCAGUACAGCUCAAGGCCACACCAUUGUUUUUCCUUGGGGAAUAGACUGAUUUGCCCCCAAAUGACUCCAGCCUGUAUCAUGAAGGUACGGGCGCUCCAGCGGGUUAGUGCUAACACAGUAGAGAGCUUGACACCUGCUGACAGUGUGUGCCUCUGUUCCAAAGGGUUGAAUCAGUUCUUCUCAACAGUGAUAGCUCUUCUCACUGUAUAGUGUUGAGUAUGUCUCAGGGAUUCCUUGCGGAAAUUAGGGCAGUUUUUAAAAUAAGAAAAUAGUUUAAAAGAAACUAAAGGUGACUCAUCAUUGAUGAGAGCUCAAGAAAGAGAAAGCAUUUGGUUUCAUAGCCCGUGGUAUCUCGCCGAGGACUUUUUCCUUUCUUCUUCAGGCUCUCAUCUCAGCUUCAGCAUACAGAAUCCUUUCCCAUCAUGCACAGCUUUAAAACUUUUAUUUAAAAACUUCCUUCCCCAAUGAGCUUUCAGAAUACUUAUUGUAGAUUUUAAGAGAAAUGGUAUAUUAAUUUAUGCUAUUAACAUCACCUCAUAAAUUAUAAGUUUUAUACUAAAGCUGUAUUGAGUGUAAUGAAUUAUGUUGCCUAUGUGUUUUAAUAGCUUAAAAAUUAUAUAUGAGCUUCUUCUUUUUAUUUUUAUUUUUGACAAAACAAACUAGUGACGCACCUUUUUACACUGGAUCUCUGCCGUGUCAAGGUGUAUAGCUAUCCUUUGCUACCUUGCAGAUAUAUAAAGAAAAGGAUAACCUGGGGCCUCAAAAUGUAGAACACCCUUAGACCAUUUAUUAUCAUUCAUAGAGCUGUUGAGAAUCAUGUUCUUUAGUACAUGAUCUGUGGUUUACACUUAACGAUGGCUAGACACUUAGUUACAGGGUAAAUAGAAGCAAAUAGAUCCAGUAAAACUCCCACUACUGUAGCUGGAAUUUGUAAACUAAGUUUUUAAGACCUUUGUUAUUUCCUAUGGAUUUAUUCUUUAAUUUACAGUUUAUUCUGUAAGUUGAGAAGUAAAAUAGAGAAAUUAAUAAAUAGAUGUUCUCAGUGUCUCAUUCAGGAACGUUUUCCCCUCCUCACUAAGGAAUUCCCACUGUGACUUAAAAAUAGAGGUAAAUUACUUGUGUGCAUGUAUGUGUCUGUGUUUUUACACACAUGCAAAAAUAUACGUUGGGGGCACGUGUGUGAGAUAUGAAUGUGUGCUUGUAUAAAAUAGAAAGGUAACCGAAUGUAUUAUAGAAAUAUGAUUUAUUUAGCUGAGGAUAUUACAGUUACUUUCCCAUUGUUUCUCUUUUAUAACCAUGCCAUAUUCUUUGCUAUGUUAUGUUCAAAGGCUAGCUCUGAUAUCAUGUGCAUUUUCCUUUAACCUUUGAAUUAACUUACGGUGUUUUUAAAGUGACAUGAGAAAAAGCAGAUUCUAAGACCAGCCUCAUCCUUAUGAGCAUAAAAUAAGAGAGAGACAGACCUAGAUAACAGCUUAUUUGUCUAUUGAUGUGAUGGGACCACAGAUUUGUUGAAACAUUUUUAUGUCUAAUAAAUGUUCUUUAUAUUCCAAGUAAUAAAGUAUUAUGAUGUUUUCUUGGUCAAAUUCAGAAAACCUAGGCCUUGGUUAGGAGGCUUCUGAAGGGGCUGCUUGUUUUAGAGGAGUUGGUGGCUCAUUUCACUGUAUCUAUUUCAAAGCUGGUGUUAUUUUAGUUCUUUGCAAAACAUCCUUUAGAACUGGGUUGUGCCAUUGGUUAUAUGGAGCGUAGCACUGCAGCUCCCAUCUUUUGGCUGUAGGAAAAAUCAUGCUCCCCUUGAUGCUUACCUGAUUCAUGUGGAACUAAACAGAAAGAUACAUUCCUGUACUUUGAGCUUUGUCAUUUUGCCGUGCAUCCUUUCCUGGAGCAUCUGAUGGUCUGAGACAGUCAACUAGAGCCACGUGCUCCCCUCACAUUUAUCGAUAAAACUUAUUGCUUAGGGAUAUGUCAGAACAACUCCCAAGAACAGAUUUGGGUUGGUAGUUGUCUUUGAGGCCUCAGUUACUUCAUCUUAGAUUCAGUCAAAACCUGGGUAAGCUUUCUGUGUUGUUUUUUACGAUUGUAUUUUUGUAGCAUCUCCCUGUUUCAUUCACUCUUGCUUUUGGAUUUUAAGAAAUCUGCAUAUUUCUUGUACAUAUGCAUGCAAAUGAAAGGAGGGAGUUUGUACUGAUGUCAUUUCUCCCUUCAGUUGCUGGUUAAUGGAAUUUGCUAGAAUUAGUUCCCCCUCAUCGAAGGGUGAGAACAGACCUUUGUGUAUAUCUGUACAGAGAUGUGUAUAUGGGCUGUGGUGGCACUUUGCUGAAUGUGAACUUGCCUUGUCAAUGGAAAGAUUAAAAAGUAUUAUGUUUAUUUAUACAUUUGUAUAAAUCUAUAUAUACACGUAUGUAUAUGUGUGUGUAUAGAUAAAGCUAUAUACAUAUAUUUCCCUAAAAAUGUGUGUGUGUAAUAGAUUUACAGCCUUUGCUAAGCAAGAUUAUGCAUCUGUGGGAAAUUCUGGAUUAUUCUGCAAGCCCGAGAAAGUGACAACAGUCUAGAGUACAUCAUCAAGCAUACUGAAAUAAAAAUCUUUUGGAUUGCAGUCACAAAUUACAGACUACAUUGGUCACAAAUGAAUUUCUUCUUUCUCACCAGUUGCACUAUUCCUCAGACUGCUAGCUAGUUUCUCAUUAACAGUCACACAUCUUUGUUGAGUUGUCUAUCGUCCUAAUGCUGGAAACGGACUCCCGAGGGUGGCCUUGCAGGGCCCCUGCUGAGCCACAUGUCUCCCCCACUCCCUUAUUCCCAACUCAGUUCUUUCGCUAGAAGCCUUGGCAUGAAUAUCUUGACUGUUGCUUUCACAUUCCUUAAUCACUGACAGUCCCCCGCAGUAUACAGCCUUCAGUCAUAUUUUCUUUGAGAAUUGGGUAGUUAUCAAAAAUAAAAAGCCAACAUUCAAACCAUUAAUUUUUUUUUUUUAACUUAGGGAACUUUGCAGUAUUUUACUUAAAGUGAAGAAAAAAUACCCAUAAUUAUGACUUGAUGAUUGAUAGUAGUAGUAGGUGUAUUUCCACCCUUAUUAUCAUUUAAAUAGUUUGAUUUGCUUUGUGUCUUAAAUAUAAAUUUACCAUUUGAAUUUUAACCAGUAUACAAAGUCAUGUGGAGGCCUCCUGAAUUCUGACUCAUGUUUUUCAUGUUGAAAUGCUCUAAUGAGUUCCCAUGUAAUGAAUUCUGCUAGAUUUCCUUUUGACUUUCCUUACAGUUGUGACAUUCAGUUUUAACUCUGCCACAGUUCUCUAGAAAACUUGCACCCUUAUAUAUCGUGCCUUUAAAGCUCUUAUGCACACACAGAUGAAGUGUAUAUACAUACAUGUUGGCGCAUGUGUACAUAUACUUUGGUAUAUGCUCACACAGUAUGUCUCCAGGAUAUACUGUGGGAGUGGACAUAGAGAUAUUCAAAGGCAAUGGAAUGUUGCUCUCUAGAUAUAUAUGUAUAUAAAUAUUGUUGAUAUAACUGUACAUACACAUGUAUAUGUAUGAGUUCUAAAUGGCAAUCUUUUACAUUUAGCAAAAUGCUGCCCUACUGGAAUAUUGCCACUGCAAUGGCAGUUGUAUGUAAUGAUUUAAAAUACAUUAUCAAAAAUUAUUUAAAGAACAUUUAAAGGUCUCAUCUAAAGUCAGCCUCAUGCUAUUUAUUUAGCUUUCUAUUCAUUUUAUUGUUAUGUUUGCAUAACUGAAAGGGAGACUGUCAUUUUAAAAAUACCAUCUGCAUAGGAGAGACGAGAUUCACUUGGGGCACUUUGUGCAUCUCCCCUCUCUCUGAAACAGUGACAUACCACAGUCCAGCUUGUUGAUUUCAGUUUCAGAGCAAUCCUAACAUUGCCAUUUGUGUGUGUCAUUCACCAUCUCCUUGAUCAACUUAAUUCACCAGUCUGCCUCUUCCUUUCAUUAAUGAAUAAUGCUCAUUUCCAUCAUGUUGUCUGGGGGAAGCUGACCCCUCUCUUGCUUCAAGGAACUAGAUCUCUAGCCGUUGUUCUGCCUUGUUCACAAUUCACCUUGGAAAGAAGACUGUUCUCAUGAUGCUGUCUUAAGCAGAGUUUAUUUUGCAUAGUUUGAUUUAAAGAUCUUACUGAAUUCUUUUUUUUUGAAAGAGCUCUUAACUCUUAAGUUGCAUGUACUUGGCAUUAUAUUAAAUUCUUACUGUCCUUCCCCACAAGGUAUCUUUUUCAUUCAUCUAUCAGUUUUCCGUACUGAAAGCAAGAACAUUAAGUCAAAACUGUUAAAUACUGUUUUGGUUUGAGAUGAGCUGGCAGCAGAUCAUACCUCGAGAAUUUAGAGGGAGAGAAAGGUAGAUGGAUAGGUAAUCCUAAAUGCUAUGUCAGGUGGGGAGUGGAGUGAGGGUACUCCUAAGGAAACAGAUUUCACAGAGUAGCUCGCUGGAACUGAUAUCAGAACAGCCUUUAACAAAAAGCCUCUUGGCAGAUGUAUGGUACUAACCAGAGUGCCCAAGUGUAAAUUAAAACCAAGUUGCAGUGGGAAAUCAAAGGUGAGGUAGCCAUUGGAAACCAGCAAAGGACAGGCAGGAUAGAGAGUUUUCAAAUGUCUUUUUACAAAGUAACUGCACGGUAGCAAGGACUAGCCAUACCGAGAGCUCUUCUUUUCAGUGUUCUCUUUCACCUUGGCACACAGUAUGCUUCAUAUGCCAUACAUUCAGAGCACGGACAGGAGGGCAGCUGCUUAAAGGGGACUUACAAACCAAGCAUUUUCUCUCAUGUCUGUGUCACGGCUGCCACUUAGUUCCAGGCACGCCCACUGGGAGCAGCUAUUCUGCAGAGCGUAGAGGAGGCCGGCAGGGUUUGGAAAGGCCUAUCGGUGGCGCUGGCUGUGGUUUUGCUGGGGAGGACAGACACAUUUGGGGAGAUGAGGGGCUUUUGGUUUGUGAUUUCCCUUUAAACAGGAAGAGAUGGUUCACAUUUUCCAUAUAUAUAUCUCAAUGAAUGUACUGUAUUACUGUUUUAAAAAUUUGAUGAAAUAAUAAUGGAUUGGUCUCCUUUUGUUAUCUGGUCCUUGUUUAAUUUGUUUAAGGGUUUUUGUAUACAAAAGUUUACAUUUUUAUGUAUAUUUUUCUUGUGUAAAAACUGAUGUAAUAUGUGUAUAAAAACACUGUAUGUAUUAUCUGUAUAUAGUGUGACAAAAUGAUUUUUCUUUCUUUCUUUUGGAUGUAUUAAUAAAUCUUGCUGUGAAGUA